UUUUACAAUUUUAUGCAGAAAGCUUUCGAGGUGAAAGAUGAAUCCAAAUGUGGAAACAGAUGUGCCAAGAAAUAAGAAGAAACAAGCGAUUGCCAUGUUCUGUCGUUCUCAACAAGUUCUGACGAAGAAACUAAAAAAUAUUGACGUGGAAUGUACGAAAGCGUUAUCAGGAAUUGACCGUGAUCUCGAGAAGACCAGGGCGUCCCUCAAAGCAUUCAGGGUUAAUCAGUUGGGACCUAAGUCUAGUUCUCUUGACAGUCAACUAUCAUUCCAUAAACAGGACCUCGAACAUACCCCUUAUCCCCCCCGGAGAAGAAGUCAGCCACAUCUAGCAUUUGGAAAUGAUGGCCCGUUGAAAGCAUUUGCAAGACGUCGAUCGUUGGUGACGAAUGCCCGACCGCAAGAGGCAGUGAGGAGAAAUAUUGGAAUAAACCAAGGAGACAAAGGAGGUAGAAAAGAUAUGAAGAUGGAUAAAAUGAGUGGACAAAAGAUGUCUGACAUCAAUCAUAACUUGGGAGAGAAGGAUUUCAACGUGGAGGUGAAAGAAACAGAUCAAGCAGUGUCAGGCAGUUUACCAGAUGACAAGCGUUUUGAAGUGAAUUAUGAGAUAGAAACAGAAGUGGCCAUGACUCAGGGGAAUCUGGAUACGAAACUUGCUGUGUUCCACGGGAAAAUUGGCAGUGAAAUGCAAGAAGAACUGGGUACAAACGAGAGUCAGGAUCAAUCGAGUUGGCCGAGCAAUCCUGGAAAUGAAGAUAAAAACGACAGCGAAGCUUGGAAUGAAGGAAGAAGCCCUGGUGACACGUUAAGAGAUUCCUGGACAAAUGAAGACGUUGAACUUUAUGAAACCGUCGACGAGAACCGUCUCCUGCCAACUAAAGCAAGCCUUGCACCAGAGGAUUCAUCUUCACCGAUAUUUCGGAAACGAUCGGAAAGACGGCGUGCCAGCUUACCAAAUCUUAUAUACAGCAGAUCUGACACAGCUCCUCCUAAGUCAAUGAAAAUGAAAAUAAGACGAAGCCCCAGUUUGGAAAGCAUAAAAGAAAUAUUUCAAGAAAAUACACGGAAUUUCCCGUCUUCAAGACUAGCGCUGAGGCCACGUCGUAGCUCAAUAGCAGGUAUAACUAUGAUUUCGCAGCCUGGGUUUGAAUCUUCGCUGAACCAAAGUCUACCAGAGUUGAACAAAACCUCUCCUCGAGGGUCAUCUCAGGAUCAUCACGUGCAAGAAUCAUUGCGCAAAAUCGGGAGACGAAUGUCAACCGCUGUGACUGGACAGUAUCUUGAGAGGAGAUUGCUGGCGCAUCGCGGGGUUAAAAUGCCGGCCACUACACGAUCAACAACGAGAGAGUCCUGGCCACCACCAACCAGAACUCCUGCUCCCAAUGAACUGGGUAUGAGUGACCUUGAAGAAUGUCGGUAUUUACGAAGACGUACAUCUAAGUAG
Messenger RNA from Dendronephthya gigantea, 1444 nucleotides. RefSeq lists its product as uncharacterized. The record is from RefSeq and is a predicted model, not a curated record. NCBI's taxonomy places the organism in Eukaryota, Metazoa, Cnidaria, Anthozoa, Malacalcyonacea, Nephtheidae. The coding region runs from base 38 to 1444 and encodes 468 amino acids. The transcript has 2 exons.